GAACUCUAUUGUUCACGCUAUUAGCACCCUCUAUCAGGAUCUUCUAGAGAUAUUUUCUAGGGAUUCUGGUUCACUUUCCAUAAGAGUUCGCCAUCUUUGUAUCACGUGAUACACGACAGUGCGUGUACUGUGCCCAAUUGUGCCGCUGACAAUGAACUGCAGCGGUGACUGUGAUAAGUGAUCCGCGUAAAACCCAAUUCUCUCGUAAAAAAUCCUAAAAAAAACACGGAUUAGUGGCGGUGGAGAAGGAUAGCAAAAUCGGUCGCUAGACAAACACAGCAGCAGAUCCCUUGAUGAUUCGCGCCUUACGCGAAUCGCAGGCAAGCCGGAGCUCGCAAUUAUGUUCGAUGUACCGCAGAAGUUCUACGAGCUGUGUCGCCUUUGUUUAUCUCAGGAUGGUGUCACAUUGUCCAUAUUCGAGGAGGAGGGCAUUCAGCGAAAUUUCACCGAAAAGAUAUUAGCGUGCCUGUCAAUCACCGUAAAAGAUGGCGAUUCCUUGCCAACAAAUAUUUGCCAUCGGUGUGUAUCUAAAUUGGAUGCCCUACACAUCUUUCGAGAAGUGUCGCAAAAGUCUGACAUCAUACUUAAACAGUACCUGGAUUAUGCCAAGCAGUUGUCAUCUCCUGAAGAGCAGAAAGAGACUUCCUCCACUGCCAAAGUAGCAGGCGAAAGCCCUCUACAAUCAUUCCUCGAGUUGAAUAGGACAUUAUUUAAUGAGGAGUCUAACUCCGAGCCGGCCAGCAUUAAUCAAAACAUAAUACCUCAAACUCAAACGCAUCAUCUACAGUUGCAAAACAGUGAUAUACUUGAACAUGACGAUAAUAUUAAGUGUGAACCAGAAGAUGACACAUGUUCUAAUAGCUCUGAUCCUGAACGAUUAGAAAUUGAGGAUCGUGAGGAGCAGGAAAUCGAAAGUGAAGAAAAUGGUUAUGACAUGACUGUUAACAAGAGAAUAAAAAUUGAGGAUAAUUAUGAUGGUUCUGAAUCCAACACAGCAAAUUGUAGUCCAAUUAAUAGAAUGGAUACCCCAGAAAGCAAUUGUUCUGAUAGUAACAUUGAUCAUGAAACGACGAAGCUUUGGCAAGCUUUAGCUAACAAUAGAAGUUUGGAAAUUACACGCUCAAAUGGUGAUAAGCUAAACAAUGGAUUUACUGGUGAAGCCACCAAUCUGCUACGCUCCUUGAUCAAUAACAGGCAGAUUGGUAUUACUGCCAUUGAUUCAGACAAAAUAUCUCCGCAAAUCAAAUUCUAUAGGGAUGUCCAGGGGACAACCCUCGAAGAUAUGCUCGCUUUACCUGUUGUACUUGCUAAUCGUACCAAUAUAGCGCCUUUAGAAAACAAGAGUGCCUCGAUAGACAGUAACCCAUCUAGCCCUGCCAGUGUCGGUCGUAAGGAAGUGACAGUAACUACAAAGGGUCGCAGGAAACAAAGCUAUCCCAGCAAGGCUCCUGCGAGUCCGGAUGUCGUCGCCAAUUAUCAGCAUGAACGCAACAAUGAAGAGCAAGCCCAUGACUUCACCACGUGGUCGAAUAAGAUAAAGGGAAAGAUGGACGAUCAAAAGCAAUUCGAUCAACAAAGUGGCAACAUGACGAAAAAGGUUGACAUGUCUUGCACAAAUUGCGGCACCAUGACAACCACCAUCUGGAGAAGAAAUAUGAAGGGCGAGAUGGUGUGCAAUGCUUGCGGGCUAUAUUACAAACUUCAUGGUGUUAAUCGUCCGGUCACUAUGCGAAGAGAUACCAUACAUACUCGUAGACGUAGACCCAAAGGCGAGAAACCAACGAGACAUAGAAAAAAAGGGGACGCGGUCUCAGCAUCUCAAUCAGCAACGGAACAAAUGGAUGCCGAGAGUGCGGACAUGUUGGCGGCUCUUCGACGACAAAUUCAGCCUCAUCUGAUGAUGGCAGCAGCAUUGACGCCUGCACGUAUACCUAGUGGCCAUCCGCCUCCACCUGCUGCUUACUCAAUACCUUUGCCUAGUUUCAUGAUUCACCAACAUGCGAAAGCCGAGGAACGUGUACAGCGACAUCUCUCGUUGGAUACCGAAGAAACGGAUGAGGGCGAUGAGGAGAACGUUUCUGAUGUUCCUUUGAAUUUGGUAGCGACUUCACUUUCAGAGGAGACGCACUAAGAAACAAAUCGUUGGGUUUUUCGUCUAGGUAUGCUACUAAUAACACGAAAAUUUUUCUACACGACGUAGCCGUUGUCUCUCUAUGACGUUCACCUUUAAAUGAACGUUUAUGUCUUGACAAACUUUUCCCAGUACUUUUCCCCAAAAAAGAAGAAAAAUUACUUAUAUCUGGGACUGUGACAAAACGUUCCGCGAAAGAGUCAUCAGACUCACUGCCGCGAUAUGGCGUGCAUAAUGGAA
Nylanderia fulva is the source of this 2371-nucleotide messenger RNA. RefSeq lists its product as uncharacterized. Gene Ontology annotation, biological process: positive regulation of transcription by RNA polymerase II; negative regulation of transcription by RNA polymerase II; cell fate commitment. Gene Ontology annotation, molecular function: zinc ion binding; RNA polymerase II cis-regulatory region sequence-specific DNA binding; DNA-binding transcription factor activity, RNA polymerase II-specific. Gene Ontology annotation, cellular component: nucleus. NCBI's taxonomy places the organism in Eukaryota, Metazoa, Arthropoda, Insecta, Hymenoptera, Formicidae. The record is from RefSeq and is a predicted model, not a curated record.